Ceratosolen solmsi marchali is the source of this 2905-nucleotide messenger RNA. It is a transcript of the gene unc-45, whose product is annotated as unc-45 myosin chaperone. The coding region runs from base 55 to 2850 and encodes 931 amino acids. The record is from RefSeq and is a predicted model, not a curated record. Gene Ontology annotation, molecular function: Hsp90 protein binding. The transcript has 4 exons. Lineage: Eukaryota; Metazoa; Arthropoda; Insecta; Hymenoptera; Agaonidae. Gene Ontology annotation, cellular component: cytoplasm.
UUUUCCUUUAACUUUUCAUAAUUUUACAAAGAUCAUUAUAAUAAUUUGCAUAAUAUGAAUAUAACUGAAUUAACUGCUCAAGAAUGGAAAGAAAAAGGAAAUGAAGAAUUCAAAAGUGGAUAUUUAGAUAACGCUCUCGUUUGUUAUACUAAUGCAUUAAAACUUACAAAUGAUAACAAUUCUUAUAAGGCUGUAUUUUUAAAAAAUCGAGCUGCAGUUUAUCUUAAGCAAAAUGAAUAUAAUAAAGUAAUUGAAGACUGUAAUGAAGUAUUAAAAAUUAUUCCAAAUGAUCCAAAAGCUUUAUUUAGACGAUGUCAAGCACUGGAAGGCAUUGAAAAAUUUGAAGAAGCCUAUCGGGAUGCCUUGGAUAUUCUAAAAGUUGAUUCUGGCAACAAAGUUAUUCAACUAAUAGCUGGACGCUUAUUUGUGAUUUGUCAAGAAAAACUGAAACAGAACUGUCAAUUAUCUGUUAAAGUAUCCCAAAUGUUUGACUUAGCUUUUGAAAUGCAUGCUGAUAUAGAGAAAAGAGAAACAGCUAUGAAUAAUUUAUUAGUUCUAACAAAAGAAAGGGCUGGAGCUGAGUUUAUAUUUAAAAAGGGCAUAGCAUUAAAAAUUCACAAACUUCUUAAAUUAGAAAAAAAUGAAGUAAUAAUAAUUGCAGCUAUUCGGAUUUUAGCAGAACUUUUUCAAAAUAAUGAAGAAAGAACUACAAUUAUUUUACAUGAUAUAGGAGUCCCUUGGUUUUUUGAUGCAAUUAAUAGCAAAAAUGAAGAAAGAGUCAAUGCUGGACAGUACUGUAUACAGACUGUUCUAAAUAGCUAUAGCGGGAUGAGUACAAAACCAAAUUCAAAACCCAACAAAGAGAUGUGUGAAAAAUAUAAAAAGGAAAUAGAUAAUAUAUUAUCCUAUCUUCUGUAUUGUACAACAAAUCGUACUUUUACUGGACAGGCAAGAAAUGCUAUAAUUGAGCUUAUAAUGAAAAAUAUUCAUCAUGACAUGUUCAAUUGGGCUGAACAGUUUGUAGAACUUCAAGGUUUACAAAGGCUAAUGGAAGUUUCUAGUGAACUAGAAGAAUACAAAUUUGAAUCCGCAAUGGAUAUCACUGCUUCUACAAGAACAAUUACUAGUGUUUGCUUUGCUCGGAUUUAUGAGAAUAUGUAUUAUGAUGCAGCAAAAGAAAAAUUUAGAACAGCAAUUGAUGAAUUCAUUAAAGAUAAAUUACUUGCACCAGACAUUGAAUCAAAGAUACGAGUGGUUGUGGCAAUCACAACAUUGUUAUUGGGUCCAUCAGAUGUAGGAAAUAGUAUAAUAGCUAAAGAUGGGAUUUUGCAAAUGAUUUUUGCAAUGGCAAGUAGCGAUAAUGUCCUUCAACAAAAAGUUGCUUGUGAAUGUAUUAUUGCUGCAGCUUCGAAAAAAGAUAAAGCAACUAGCAUUAUUAAUCAAGGUAUAAAUAUUCUAAAGAAGUUAUAUCAAUCAAAAGAUGAUACCAUUCGAGUUCGUGCUCUUGUAGGACUUUGUAAAUUAAGUAGUUCAGGUGGUACAGAUACAUCUAUACGACCAUUUGCGGAUGGGGCUUCCAAGAAGCUUGCAGAAGCUUGCAGAAAAUUUUUAAUUAAUCCAAGAAAAGAUAAAGAUAUGAGAAAAUGGGCAGUUGAAGGUCUUUCCUAUUUAACUUUCGAUGCAGAAGUUAAAGAAAAAUUAGUUAAAGAUAAAGAAGCCAUAUCUGCUAUGAUUGAAUUAGCAAAGACUGGAGAUAAAUCAAUUAUUUAUGGUGUUGUUACUACUCUUGUUAACCUUUGUAAUGCUUAUGAUAAACAAGAAAUUAUUCCAGAAAUGAUUGACUUAGCAAAGUUUGCAAAGUACCAUAUUCCAGAAGAAUCAGAACUUGAUGAUCCCGAUUUUGUUAAUGAUAGACUAGUCUCUUUAACAAAAGAUGGAGUUAUAACUGCACUGGUUGUACUUUCGAAAACAGAUAGUCAAAAUAGUAAAGAAUUAAUAUCUAGAGUAUUCAAUGCAAUUUGUAGUCAAGUUGAGGUUAGAGGUAUCGUGGUUCAACAAGGAGCAGCAAAAGCUCUUUUAGAACUAGCACUCACUGGUACAAACAAAGGUAAAAAACAAGCUUCUCAAGCUUUAGCUCGAUUAGGUAUUACAAUAAAUCCUGAAGUAGCCUUUCCAGGUCAAAGAAUUUAUGAAGUAAUUCGACCAUUGAUCAAUUUACUGAAUCAUGAAUGCAAUGCUCUUGAAAAUUUUGAAGCAAUGAUGGCUUUAUGUAAUUUAGCAGGUCUUAAUGAUAAUGUACGAAAAAAAAUUUUAAAAGAGGGAGGUUUUCAAAAAAUAGAGGUUUAUAUGUUUGAAGAUCAUAUCAUGUUGAAAAGAGCAUCUACUCAAGUUGUAAAUAAUCUUUUAAUGUGUGAAGAUACAAUCAAAUUUUUUGAAGGUGACAAUGAUAGAGUUAAAUAUUUAAUUAUAUUAUGUCAAGAAGAGGAUAUUGAUACUUGUUUAGCAGCAGCUGGUGCCUUAGCUAUACUUACAUCAAUAAGUAAAAUUGCAUGUAAUAAAAUAUUUGAUUCAAAUAAUUGGUUGGAAUCUAUUAAAUUUUUAUUGGCAAAUCCUAAUCAAGAUUUACAACAUCGUGGUGUGGUUAUUGUUUUUAAUAUGAUAAAUUGUAAUAAAGAAAUAGCAAUAAGGUUAAUUGAAACCGACCUUAUGGAGCUUUUGAUUGUAAUGGCAAAAAGUGAGUUAAUUGAAAAUCCAAUAGUUAAAAAAAUGGCUGAUAAUGCUUUGGAAGCUGCAGCUAAAUGGAAACUUGUAGAAAAGAUUGUUGAUGUACAUACAAAUGUAUUAACUUAAUUAAGUGUACUUUUGAAUACACAAAAUAAUUUAACUUAUUUAAAUUUGUUUUAAU